AUGUAUUCACAAAUAAUCAAAGAAUUUUUUCAAGGUCUAGUCGUCUGUUUUCGUGAAUUAUUCGAUGAAAGCGAUCCAGAAAUACGGAUCUUUACUAAAUUGGAACACGAUUAUUAUUCUCAAACACCAAUAUGGUGGUAUACAUAUCCAUGUUUCAUUUAUUCUUUAUUGAAUCAAGCAUUACGCACUCACGAAACUCAUGUUAUCAUCAAAAAGGGUGUUUUUAUUCGAGAUCUCCAUCGACAAAUUGAGCAGCUUCAUUCUGAUCAAGCAAAUAAUAAGCAAAUGCAAUCAUUUAUUGCCUAUCGUGGUCAAGGUUUAUCAAAAGUUGAUUUUGAUAAAAUAAUGAAAAACAAAGGUGGACUCAUAUCCUUCAAUAGUUUUCUGUCAACAAGUAAAGACAGAGAUGUUGCUCUUCUGAUUGUUGAUGCCAAUGGAAAUAAUGAAGAUACGAUAGGAAUACUUUUUGAAAUGACUUUCACCGAUCUAUUUCAUCAUCUCCUUUUGCCAAUAUUGAUCAAGUCACUUACUUUAGUCAAUUGGAACAAGAAAUUCUCUUUUCAAUGCAUACUGUUUUUCGCAUUGCUGAUAUCGAGAAAAUCGACAAUAACAAUCGUAUUUGGUAAGUGA
Molecule: messenger RNA, 630 nt
Organism: Adineta ricciae
Lineage: Eukaryota; Metazoa; Rotifera; Eurotatoria; Adinetida; Adinetidae
Source: the annotation of a GenBank genome assembly